Molecule: messenger RNA, 1032 nt
Organism: Echinococcus granulosus
Lineage: Eukaryota; Metazoa; Platyhelminthes; Cestoda; Cyclophyllidea; Taeniidae
Product: Nardilysin
Exons: 8
Coding region: 1-1032 (343 amino acids)
Biological process (GO): peptide catabolic process
Cellular component (GO): mitochondrion; cytosol
Molecular function (GO): metalloendopeptidase activity; metal ion binding
Source: RefSeq, a predicted model, not a curated record
AUGGGGAGCGAAAAGUAUCCCCGAGAAAAUGAUUUCGACGACUAUAUCAAGCGUUGUGGUGGGAGUACCAAUGCCUGCACAGACGGCGACUAUACGUUGUUCUUCUUCGAUAUCCAGCGUUUGUGUUUUAGGGAGGCUCUUGACAAAUUUGCAAACUUCUUCAUUGCGCCGCUGCUUAGUCAGGACUGUGUCGAUCGCGAGCUUGAAGCCGUCCAUAGUGAGUUCGAGGCGUCUAAAUUAGAUGAUUCUCGGCGUUUGGGUCACCUUAUGGCGUCAUUUGCCAAAGCGGGGUCGCCCUAUCGUACUUUCGGUUUUGGGAACCGAACUUCUCUAAGAGAUAAGCCCAUGGACGCGGACACCAAUGUGUACGAGUUACUUCGAGAAUUCCAGCUUAGGUACUACAAUGCCUCCCUCAUGACAUUGGCCGUGGAAUCGAAAGACACAUUGGAUCAUCUUGAAUCGAUGGUAAAGGAAGUUUUCAGUCCUAUUCCCAACCGAUCCGCAGCACUGAAGUUUGUUGCUUCCAUCGUUGGGCACCAAGGCAGAGGAAGUCUGGUGGCGUAUCUCCGCAAGUUGAAUCUGGCAGUGGAGUUGAAUGCCGGUUGUUCAGUCAAUGACAGCACUCAUCACAAUCAAAUGACCAGUCUCUUUGGCAUUAGCAUAAAUCUAUCCGAAUUCAGUCGUACAGCUCCCACCACGGUGGCCGAUUACGUCUUCUCCUACCUGCACAUGCUCCGCGACGCCGCUGAUUUCAGUCUAGCCAAUCCGUCGGCCACCAUAACACCCUGGGGUGACCGCACUUUCGCCUCCCUCGUGCCCGAGUUUGAGAAGGUCUGGGCGUCAAAUUUCCGCUUCCUGGCGUCUCUGGAGCCCCUCACUAACGUACAGACGAUCGCCAUGGCGAUGCGAAAGUUCCCGCCCCAUGAAGUCUUUAUCGCUGAUUCGCUGAUUUUGGAACCUGAUUUGAAGAAUGCUCAACCCGUCGACGCAGGUGAUGUGUGGGAACCUGUCUCCUUUGCUAGCGUGGACUAA